Molecule: messenger RNA, 2638 nt
Organism: Scomber japonicus (chub mackerel)
Lineage: Eukaryota; Metazoa; Chordata; Actinopteri; Scombriformes; Scombridae
Gene: usp13
Product: ubiquitin specific peptidase 13
Exons: 21
Coding region: 8-2587 (859 amino acids)
Biological process (GO): protein deubiquitination
Molecular function (GO): zinc ion binding; cysteine-type deubiquitinase activity; protein binding
Source: RefSeq, a predicted model, not a curated record
UGUGAAGAUGGCUACAGACUUAGGAGAGCUGUUGGUCCCUUACAUGCCCACCAUCAGAGUCCCCAGGACGGGAGACAGGGUUUUCAAGAGCGAGUGCGUCUUCUCCUUCGACUCUCCGGAGUCUGAGGGAGGCCUGUAUGUGUGUAUGAACACAUUCCUGGGCUUCGGACGAGAACAUGUGGAGAGGCAUUAUCGCAAAACAGGACAGAGCGUUUACAUGCACCUCAAGCGACAUGUCAAAGAAAAAGCAACAGGAGCUGCAGGAGGUGCCAUCCCCAGACGAAGAAACGGAAAAGUGUUUCUAGAUUUAGAGCUAAACCGCGACUUUAAUGGAGAGGACUAUGAAUAUGAGGAUGAGGCCAAGCUCGUCAUUUUUCCAGACCACUUCGAGAUCCCCUUACCAAAUAUUGAGGAGUUACCCGCUCUGGUGACCAUUGCCUGUGAUGCUGUCCUCAAUGCACCAUCAGCUUACAAGAAGCAGGAGCCUGAGUCCUGGGAAGAAGAGAUCCAGGUGUCCAGACAUGCCAGGAGCCUCAGACAGCUGGAUAAUGGGGUCAGGAUCCCCCCCAGCGGCUGGAAGUGUCAGAAGUGCGAGAUGAGAGAAAAUCUGUGGUUGAACCUGACAGACGGAGCCGUGCUCUGUGGGAAGUGGUUCUUUGAUGGGAGCGGAGGCAACGGCCAUGCUCUGGAGCACUACAGAGAGACCAACCACCCGCUGGCUGUCAAACUGGACACCAUCACCCCAGAUGGAGCAGAUGUUUAUUCAUUUGAGGAAGAGGAAGCUGUGUUGGACCCCCACAUAGCAGAACACUUGACACACUUUGGAAUAGACAUGCUACAGAUGCAGAAAAGAACAGAGAAUGGCCACCACACAGACAAUAACGCCCGACCGCGGGUCAGUGAAUGGGAGGUGAUCCAGGAGUCGGGCAUGAAGCUGAAGGCGGUGUACGGUUCUGGUUACACGGGCGUCAAAAACCUGGGCAACAGCUGCUACCUCAGCACAAUAAUGCAGGUCCUCUUCAGCAUCCCAGACUUCCAGAGGAUGUAUGUGGGCAAUCUUCAGAGGAUAUUUGACUAUUCACCCCUUGACCCCUCCCAAGACUUUGCCACACAAAUGGCUAAACUGGGACACGGGCUGCUAUCAGGCCAGUACUCCAAACCACCCAUGAAAUCUGAGCUCAUUGAACAGGUGAUGAAAGAAGAAUACAAGCACCAGCAGCAAGGCGUUUCCCCCAGGAUGUUUAAGUCCCUGGUCAGCAGAGGACACCCAGAGUUUUCCUCCAACAGACAACAAGACGCCCACGAGUUCUUCUUGCACGUCAUCAACCAGGUGGAGAGGAACAGUGCAGGUUCAGAAAAUCCAAGCGAUGCCUUCCGCUUCCUAGUGGAGGAACGAAUUCAGUGCUGCCAGACACGUCGGGUUCGUUACACUCAGCGGGUGGACUACUGCAUCCAGUUACCAGCCCCCAUUGAGGCCGCCACUAAUCGAGAGGAACUGCUGGCUUAUGAGGCCAAAUGGAAGGAUGCUGAGGAGAACAUGAGAGCUCCUCCAGAACCGGUGAGAGCGAGGAUCCCCUUCACCGCCUGUUUGCAGGCCUUCACAGAACCGGAGAACGUCCCUGACUUCUGGAGCUCAGCGCUGCAGGCCAAGUCAGCUGGAGUCAAAACUUCCCGUUUUUCUUCCUUCCCAGAGUAUCUGGUUGUUCAGAUCAAGAAAUUCACAUUUGGGGUAGACUGGGUGCCGAAGAAGCUAGAUUUGGCCAUAGAUGUUCCAGACUUCCUGGAUCUGAGCCGACUUCGGGCCACAGGACUGCAGGCGGGUGAAGAGGAGCUGCCAGACCUCAUGCCUCCCAUCGUGCUACCUGAAGACACUAGAGAUAACUCCAUGAGCUCCAUAGACUCUCCGGAAAUAGAUGAGACGGCAGUAAUGCAGCUGGCAGAGAUGGGCUUCCCAGUGGAGGCCUGUAGGAAGGCGGUCUACUACACAGGCAACAUGGGCCCUGAGAUGGCCUUCAACUGGAUCAUAGCCCACAUGGAGGAGCCCGACUUUGCAGAACCUCUCACUCUGCCAUCCAUGAUAGAUCCCGGUCCCUCCACCAGUGACAGUCCCAUGGGUGCCACCCCGCUGGGCAACUCACCCCCUGAGGAGAGCAUUGCCAUCCUCACUGCAAUGGGCUUCCCCCGCAAUCACAGUAUCCAGGCCCUCAAAGCUACGAACAAUAACCUUGAACGAGCACUCGACUGGAUCUUCACCCACCCGGAGGAGGAGGAGACUGACGCUCUCUCAGAUAUGGCGGACACAGAGCCCAAUGACAACGCUUUCUCCAACGCCAACUCACACAGUGACUCCACACUGUCCCCAGACAGAGACAUGUCGGGGCCGCGGGUCAAAGAUGGACCGGGACGUUAUGAGCUCUUUGCCGUUAUCAGCCACAUGGGAGCAUCCACAAUGUCUGGACAUUAUGUUUGUCACAUCAAAAAGGAGGGCAGGUGGGUUAUCUACAACGACCACAAAGUGUGUUUGUCAGAAAGGCCUCCAAAAGACUUGGGCUACAUCUACUUUUACCAUCGACUGUCAAGCAGUUAAAGUUAUGGCCCCCUCUCCACCACGCAACCUUCUAAAGAACCGCAAUCUUUC